AUGUCUUCUGCCGUCUUGGCCUCAUCCUCUUCUCAACAAACCCUCCCAGAUACCUCUCAUGGACCUUACACGCGUCCAGCAUCGGUCAUCUCUUCCGCGCACUCUUCUGCUCGGUCCUCUGUUGCUUCAUCGUUGACUUCUUCUCCGACUCAACAACGCUCACCUACAGGGUCUCUAGUGGCAUUACCUUCUGUAACUACCCCUAAUACUUCCUCCACGUCUACCACGUCUACCACGUCUACCACGUUCACUGCUCCUUCUUCUUCUUCUUCUUCUUCCUCUAGCGCAGGCGCUUCGAUUCAUCUUGCUGCGCGGGCCGGAGGAACCGCCCAUCAUCGUCCUGCUCCCAUCAAUGUAACAAAGGCUAAUGAGUCUCUUUUCAUGGGUUCUUCUUCUUCUUCUUCCUCUGGAAUGACUGUGUUGAAUUCAACUACUACCCCCCAGUCUCCACGAGCUGCUUUAGUGGCCGGGCUGCGCUCGGCUACUGACCGUCGUGUUCACCAAAAAAUGCUCCAACAACAGCAACAGCAGCAGCAACAGCAGUUGCAACAACAACAGCAGUUGCAGCAACAAAUGAAUCAGCUUUCACUUGAUUCCAACGUGCUCUAUGCUAGCACCCCUACCUACCCUGCCUCAGCAACAACCUUAUCUUUCCCUGGAUCGGCCCAGUAUGCUACACCUUUUGCUCUUCCUCCUCAGUCUUCUUCUCCUCUUCAAGGUAUGGUCCCCCAUUCGGCUACAGUCUCUUCUUUUUCCAAUGCUACAGGCCAGCAACAGCAGCAACAACAGCAGCAACAAAUCCAGGCUCAACCUCCUCAACGUUCAGCCACCACUUCCAGUCCUUACUUGAACGCAUUGGCUGCAUGCUCAUCUCCGGUCACGGGUCCUACUGGUGUACCUUCCUUGCAUAAUGGUGCAUUUUUGGACCCUCCGGAAUUUUCCAUUUCUGCUCGUACUUUGUCACCUCCAGCUUCUCCUGGACCAGCAGUUGAUCGUGUGGAUCCUCGUCAGUUGGCUGCUCUUCAUCAGCAACAACAAGAAUUGUUGGCCACUUCGCGACUUAUUGCUCAGCAACAGCAACGUAUUCAAGCCAAAAUGGCCCAAGUAGCUGCUGAAAAUGCAAACAAUAACAAUCCAGGAACCGUUUUUGGAGGAGCCGGAACUACUUCAGACCUUAUACCUUCUUCUUCAUCUACUGUUUCUAAUAAUUCUUCUAUUUCUACCUCUUCUUCUUCUUCUUCAUCAUCAUCAUCAUCAUCAUCUUCUUCUUCUUCCUUUUAUGACCGCCCGGCUAGCCCGUCGGUCCCCGUGCGCCCCUCAUCUGCUGCAGGCUCCCUGGAUGGAGCUCUGUUUGGUGCGCCUCCGGGACUUUUUUUGCAGACUGGAUCUGCAAAUCAAGGGGGUAUCUAUGGAUCCUUUUACCAACAACCUCAACAGUCUCAACAGCAGCUACAACAACAGCAACAACAACAACAAUUUAUGAGUCCUAUUUCUAGUGUAUUUCCUUCUCAACAAUCAGGAACUUCAUCUUCCUCAUUCAGUAGGUCCCACCGUAAAGCUUCUAGCUUGUCUGGAAGUGCGGUGGGGACUUUUGGCGGGUCCCAGCAACACCAGUCUGCAUCUGGAGGAAUGCAUGGGUCAGCAUAUCGCAAGCAAUACGUUGGUGGAGGGACUAGUUCAUCGUUUGGUGUUAUUGGGUCAUCAUUUUCUGGAACAGGACUUUUGACUACUAGUUCCAAUUCCUCCUCAAAUUCUUCCAACUCCUCCAACUCCAACUCCUCUAACUCCAACUCUUUGAUAUCUCCAUGGAAUCCGCGGGCGGCUGGUCCUCUGCCAGGAGCAGGAGGGUUAGCUAAGAACGCACCACAUACACCGUCCAGCUUGUCAUUUUCAUCGACUACGUUGACACGUGGUCCCUGUGCCGUUGCAGCUAUUUCCACGGGAUCUUUAUCAUCUGCAACGUCAUCUUCUUCAUUUUUUGAAGAGGUGGCAGUUCCUGUACGACAACCAGUUGGUCCGCCAUUGAUGGAAGAGUUACGAGCGCGCCCGGAGCGCAACUUUUAUGUAUAUGCUGGAGGAGUAUCAUCUACAGGAAAUGCCGGCCAGGCGCCGGUUUAG
Magnusiomyces paraingens is the source of this 2118-nucleotide messenger RNA. RefSeq lists its product as uncharacterized. Lineage: Eukaryota; Fungi; Ascomycota; Dipodascomycetes; Dipodascales; Dipodascaceae. Bases 1 to 2118 code for a protein of 705 amino acids. The transcript has a single exon. The record is from RefSeq and is a predicted model, not a curated record.